UCCGAGCGUUGGACACGACGUCAACUUUACCUUGGGGGUCAGACGGUUCGGCGUUCUCGGCGUCCAAACACGUGGAAUGCAUUUGUUCGCCAACGACUGGAUGACAUAAACGAAGGCCUAUCAAAGGGUAACCGUUGGAAACUCACAGAGUUUAUUGAGUCUCAUAAAGAAACUCUUCGCAACGACUAUGCAAGACUCUCACGCGCUCAAAAGAAUAAUUACGAAGUCGAGAUUAUCAAGAUGCGUGCCGACAAGCAGCGCAUGGUCCACGACAACCCAAGAGCGGUCCAGCGCGACAUGCAGGCUACUUUUGCUGCUAUGGACCAAGAGGUACUUUCUUAUUUUCUUCGUCGCUCGUUUUCUGACAGGCAUAUAAUCCAGUGGACAGCUAUUUGCUCCCGCCUCGGUGUUGAAGGCUUUUAUGUGGCUGUCCGCGGUGGAAUUGAGGACCUUAGUGGUCCCAAACUUUUUUUUUCAGAGAAGGCCGAGAAGUUUGUGCGAGCCGUUCUGGAUCUUGAGCCUCGGCGCCUGGCAUUAAAACUGGAAGCAUUUGCUGUCUCUGGCCUUGGUAAGGAGAAAAAAUCCCUCAACCAGCUGGUCAGUGAAUGUCGGACGCUCAUACAAGACGAACUUGACUUUAUCUUGUGCGAAAACAAACUCGCCAACCACGCGAAAAUGAACUAUACUAACUACGAGCACGCCAUUGUUGAACACUAUGGCGUGGAGCUCAAAGGUUGGCCCUUCGAACUUCUGCCAGUCCGGAAUCCCUCUAGUAUUGGCGGACGCAAGUCAGUGCAAUUAUUGAUCAACAGACUCAUCGAAGAGACCUGUAAAUGGACGAAGCUAACUGAGGAAGAGCUUGCAGACAGGAUUACCAGCAAUCAUGCUCGGCAAGCAGCUGGGGAGACCGUCUACAAACCACGGAAGACGCGCACCAAAAAGACAGUAGAAAAGAGUGCUGCCAUUGUUGAGAGUAGCAGUGAGAGUGACGAGAACGAAGGGGAUGAUGGGGACAAUGAGUAA
Suillus plorans is the source of this 1023-nucleotide messenger RNA. RefSeq lists its product as uncharacterized. The transcript is spliced from 4 exons. The record is from RefSeq and is a predicted model, not a curated record. NCBI's taxonomy places the organism in Eukaryota, Fungi, Basidiomycota, Agaricomycetes, Boletales, Suillaceae. The annotation marks the transcript as partial.